This is a messenger RNA of Poecilia latipinna (sailfin molly), 1886 nucleotides long. It is a transcript of the gene rhof, whose product is annotated as ras homolog family member F. NCBI's taxonomy places the organism in Eukaryota, Metazoa, Chordata, Actinopteri, Cyprinodontiformes, Poeciliidae. The transcript has 5 exons. The record is from RefSeq and is a predicted model, not a curated record. Gene Ontology annotation, biological process: small GTPase-mediated signal transduction. Bases 364 to 996 code for a protein of 210 amino acids. Gene Ontology annotation, molecular function: GTP binding; GTPase activity.
CCACACCCACAGGAUGAAAUAAGCAGAAGAGGAAGUAGGAGUAGCCAGUCUUGGUAAUGAUACAUGUGCAGUUCGGCUGCAGGCUCUCUGCAGCUCUCUGUGAGCAUGCCUGAUGAUGGGGCAGGAGAGAAGUGUAGGGGGGGACAGUUGGAAACGGCGUCAUGUUGACAGGAAGAGGAAGUGGUGAGCUGUUUGAACUACCUGGUAAACCAUGAGACAUGCCUGUUCCUGUCUAUGUGAUCUCAACUCGAUCCAAAUGUAGAUUUACCUGUUUUCACAAAAUCUCUCACUAAAAUCUGGAGGGAGCACCGUCUUGCCUCGUACUGCCUGGCACGUAUUUGACUGUUUCGAGGGAACCAAAACAUGACACAAAACGGUGCCGGACCCGGCAGCGGUACCACAAAAAAGGUGGAAGAACUUAAAAUUGUGAUUGUGGGAGAUGGAGGCUGUGGGAAAACUUCUCUUCUGAUGGUUUAUGCCAAAGGUGAUUUUCCAGAGAAAUAUGCUCCAUCAGUGUUUGAAAAGUAUGUCACAACUAUCUCCUUGGGAGGAAAAGAGAUAAAGCUCAACCUGUAUGACACAGCCGGACAAGAUGACUAUGACAGACUGAGGCCACUGUCAUACCAAGAAGCUAAUCUGGUUUUAAUCUGCUUUGAUGUGACCAACCCUACCAGCUUUGAGAAUGUUAUGAUCAAGUGGUACCCAGAGGUGAGGCACUUCUGCAGGGGCACACCGGUGAUCCUGAUUGGCUGCAAAACUGACCUCAGGAAGGAUAAAGAGUGUUCAAGGAAGCUGAAGGCCAUGAAUCUGAAUCCCAUUACCUACGUUCAGGGCGAGGAGACUCGGCAGGAGAUGAACGCGGAGCUCUAUCUUGAGUGUUCGGCCAAACAUCAGGAGAACGUGGAGGACAUUUUCAGAGAGGCGACAAAAAGAGCCCUGGCCUUCAACCGAAAACAGAGGAACAACAAGAGGAAGAAAAAAUGUCUUAUUCUGUGAAGAUACAAACUUUCAGGAUCCAACGCUCUUGCAGGCAAUUGUUAGAGGAUCCUUUGCUAUAGUCAACGCAUUUGGACACUUGAGAUGCCAAAUAUAAUUUGCGUCCUACACAGAUAUGAAAGUAAAAAAAAAAAUUUUAAAAACCCUGAAAGGAUGCGUCUUAUGUGCACCCUGGAAAGCCGGUUAGUAAUCUUCAACAGCGCAACAAAAAUUGCGAUUGCUGCAACAGGAAGGGCAGUUUUGCAAGUUGUAGUGACAUUUUCUAAUGUAGCAUACAAGACACUUCUUGUAUGCGUUUUGUACUUUUUGUGUUUAUGUACAAGUAUUUUUUUUCCUGAAAGUAUUUUGCACCACAACUGCAGAAAGUUGUCUUUACCUAUUUAUUAAUGGAAAUCAGUUCUUGAGCUGACAUUCGUAGGCAACAUAAUCCUACUUAGAAUAGUUGUUGGUUUUCAAUACGUAUUGGUACUGUGACUUUAAAGUAGCACUGGUUGGCUACCAACAUGGCAGGCCUGUUAGUAAUUCUUAACUUUACCAACAGCGCCCACUUGAGGCAGAAAAUAAACUAGCACGUUAAAUGUCAAGUGCUAUUAAUAUUCCAAAAUUAAAAUAAAAGCAAAUCUUCACAUAAACAGUUGCAUAUUUGUGUUUAAUGUAGCGUGGGUUUUGUUCACAACAACAUACACAGGUUAAAGAAACUGGCACAUGUCCUCUGUUACUGACCACACUUCAGACACAUGAAAUGAACAGCUACAUUGUGAAAUAAGAUUAUUUGUGCAUUACGACAUAAAAAUGGAACAAUCUGAUCCUCAAAGAGCUUCAAUUUUCCCCCUCAAUAAAAAGGAGUUCUACGUGCCCUCUGAUGGAACUACAAUUUGUUGAAAUAAUAA